Messenger RNA from Micromonas pusilla CCMP1545, 360 nucleotides. RefSeq lists its product as uncharacterized. The record is from RefSeq and is a predicted model, not a curated record. The transcript has a single exon. NCBI's taxonomy places the organism in Eukaryota, Viridiplantae, Chlorophyta, Mamiellophyceae, Mamiellales, Mamiellaceae. The coding region runs from base 1 to 360 and encodes 119 amino acids.
AUGGCGCACACCGGCGCCGGCCCCGCGGCGAAGCAGGCGGCCGCGAAGGCCGCGGCGAAAGCCCUCGGCGGCGUCGGCGUGACCCUCGGCGUCGCCUUCGGCGGCCUCACCGCGCUCACCGCGCUCGCGACCGCGGCGUCGCGAGCGGUCGUCGUCGCGCGCAAGCGAUCGGCCGGGCACGUCUGCCCGCGAUGCGACGGGCGGAAGUACCACGAGUGCUCGACGUGCCGCGGGAAGAGAGCGAUCGAGUGGCAGCCUCUGAAGGGGCCGACGAUGCGACGGCUGUGCGUGUGCCCGACGUGCGGAGGGAAGACGGGGCUGCAGAAGUGCCUCAACUGCGUCGGGCAAGGGUUCGCGUGA